Molecule: messenger RNA, 3786 nt
Organism: Penicillium chermesinum
Lineage: Eukaryota; Fungi; Ascomycota; Eurotiomycetes; Eurotiales; Aspergillaceae
Exons: 5
Coding region: 1-3786 (1261 amino acids)
Biological process (GO): astral microtubule depolymerization; mitotic spindle assembly
Cellular component (GO): microtubule organizing center; spindle microtubule; cytoplasmic microtubule
Molecular function (GO): microtubule binding
Source: RefSeq, a predicted model, not a curated record
AUGGAGGCCAAAGCCGCGGAGCUCUUGGCGGCCUUCAAGAACCCCAAUGUAUCCAUCGAUGCCAGGGUCGCACACCUCACAAGCAUCAAGUCCGACAUCAAGCAGAAGAAUGUCCCUGAAGGCGCGAUUAUGACCAUCUUCGAGACCCUGAAGCUCGCCAUAUCAUCCCAACACUAUUCCGUCUGUGCGGCCGGAUUCUCGACAUUGGGACAUUUCCUCAAGCGGCUGAUGAUCCAAGAACAACAACAAUGGAUUCUUGCCCAGACACGGAACUUCUACCCAGUCUUGAUGGAAAAGCUUGGAGACCAUAAGGAACGCGUGCGCGCUCUAUCUGCUUCAAUAUUCACUGAGCUGUGGCCCCUUGUUGGUAAUGAGGUGGAAUAUUUCGUACUCGAAGUUGGAAUGGUGGGGAAAAAUCCUCGCGCUAAAGAAAGCAGUCUUCUUUGGCUGUCAAAUAUGACCAAGAACCAUGGUCUCUUGUUCCGCCAGUACGUGCCAUCCCUGGUCGGAUGCCUGGAAGACGCCGAUAGCGCUGUUCGAGAUACAGCACGAGGGGUUGUAGUUGACUUGUUCCGGAAUGCACCCGCACGUGCCAAAUCGGACUUACAGAAGCAACUGGUCGCUCGUGGCGUGAGAAAAUCGAUCGCAACUGCCAUUCUCUCAGGGAUUGGCUUAGCUGAACCUGAUACCGCAAGCUCGGCUCGCCCUAUCUCUCGUGCUGAAAGGCCACUGUCUGUUAUGUCCUCACGAUCGCGUGCCCCUAUUGACGUGGACGAUGAUGAACCAGAAGCUCCUGUAAGUCGACCAGGAUCAUCAAGGAGCCACCACGAGCGGCCCGUCGCCUCCAGCUCCUCUGAAGCCCCUGCCAGACCGAAGACCCCGGCAGAGCUACCGCCUGCCGGGACUGGGACUCCGGAAGAUGAUGGGCUGGAGCCUUUCUUAGUUUCCUCAAGCAGAGAUAUCGAUGAUCUCGUUCGUGACAUGUUGCCUUGGUUUGACGGAAAAGAAUCAGAAGACAACUGGAUGAAGCGAGAGAAGAACGUUAUACUCUUCCGUCGAUUGACCCGAGGCAACGCACCUCAUGACUUUUCUCAGGCUUACAUCCAUGCUGCCAAAUCCUUAUUGGAUGGAUUUUUCAAGGUCGUCAAUUCUUUGCGAACUACUAUGAGUACCAAUGGCUGUCUUUUGAUCCAAGACAUGGCACGAAUCUGUGGCCCGAGGAUUGAUCCGAUGGUUGAAAUCAUGAUGCAAAAUUUGCUGAAACUGUGCAGUGCCCUGAAGAAGAUCUCCGCUCAAAAUGGAAAUAUAACUGUCGAUACAGUCAUUGCAAAUGUGUCAUAUAACAUUCGUCUUCUGCAGCAUGUUCAUUGGGCAUCUCAAGACAAGAAUGUUCAGGUUCGCCUUUUUGCUGCAGGAUGGCUCCGAACAUUGAUCAAUCGACAAUCCCACCACAAGAGUACCGUUGAGCACGGUGGUGGCGUGGAACUUAUUGAGAAGUCUAUCAAAAAGGGACUGGGUGACGCCAAUCCUGGAGUACGAGAAGCGACACGAGGCACAUUCUGGACCUUUUUUGGGGUAUGGCCUGAUCGUGCAGAGCUAAUCUCGAGUACCCUUGACGCAAAAUCCCGAAGUUUGCUUGAAAAAGACCCAGCCAACCCCAAUGCACCGCAGAAACCUACAACACCUAGCAGGGCCCCUCGGUCGGCUCUCAAGGAGGCGAUUGCCGCUCGUAAGAAGGCGCAGAUGCCUUCCCGGCCGGAAUCAGCGCAGGCAUAUCCCGAGGCUCGACCAUCAGAGCCUGCACCUCGACCAGCUACUCGAACGGUCCCCACAGGCGCCCCCCUGUCCUCUCUGUCUUCUGCCCCUGUGCGACCUAGUGCGAAACCUCGACGUGCCGAAAUAAGUCGGCCUGCGACAGCUGAUCCUUAUGCGCGACGGCCCGAUUCAAGGGCGGCAACGUCUAGCAAGCAAGUCAGCUCACCGCGCUCAGUGAGAUCCAAAGCCUCGACACCGUCUUCAAAACCUAUCAACGCACCCCGCCUUCGACCCCACGAACCUACGCAAACAGGCACAACGAGAAGCAAGCCAAAGAGGCUCGACCUCUCUAAAUCGAAAUCGCAUGGUGAUCUCAAUGCGGCAAGCAGAUCGCGUAGUCGCUCUACUAAUGAGAGACUGGCUGGCCAAGCCCUGAAAUCCAGUAAUGCUGGUCAGCAUGGUGAAUUUGAAGAGGACGCUCCAGCACCCAUUGUGCUCGAAAGCCCCCCUCUGUCAGCCUCUCAGCCGUCGCAUAUCAGUCAUGCCCCGAUGGACUCCCAUCGUACCGUUACCCCAGUGCCUGCACUUGAACCAGAGCGCAUGUCUCUAGAGGAGCCGUCGACCGGCCCAGUCUCACCAGAGCGUGAGCGGCAGCCUUCAACGCCGCCACGCCAUUCAGACGUACCGGCUCCUGAAUCUGCCACUAAAAGUCAACCCGAUGAGAUGGUCAUAUACGAGGAUCCUGCAACGCCCGUUACUGCCCACGAGGAGACUCCUCCGAUUGACCCUGUUGAACAUCUGACGCCAACUCAGUCACCACAGCGUUGGCGGCAAGAGAUGGCGGACCAUACGGCAGCGACUCCCGUGGAAUCUACCACACCAGCCAAGGCCCCUGCACCGGAGAUGACUCCUCGUCGCGGCCUUGCUGCUGAUGGCACCAAUGAGCCUCAUUUCCAGUCUCCAGUGCGCAGAACGCCCCUUCGAGGCUCUCCGUCACCUUCACGCAACCGGCCUCUGGGAACGCCCUUGGAACAUGGCGCGCGAGAGCCUUCUUUACCAGAGCCUGCGGGAAAUGAUAUUCAAAUGAGCCCUAACAACGAGAAUGCUACUGCACAUGCUACAAAGCCUACAGACUACCCCGCCACGCCGCGAUCUGCCGCCAAGCCCGGUGCAUUGGAGGAAGUGCCAUUGAAUGAGUCUGUUUUGCGGGUCGCGGAUGCCCGGCCAUCUGCCUACUUCCCCGAGGAGCCUCGACGAUCCCGCAAAUGGGCUGAGAGACAUCGAAGCCCCAGCCCCCGCUCCAAAGACCCGGUUAAUGCCAAGGAGAUGCUUCCCAAAGCGCUUAGCCGGAUCGCGUCAAAGAAUAUGGACAUCUCUGGAUACCGAAAGCUGCAAGGUCUCUUCCAAUACCAUGGCCCAGAGAUUGUAGCGCGGGAUGAUGACUACUAUGCUGUCCUGGAAGCUCUACUCAACGAAUUGGAAUCUGCACCUCUAAGCCGUAAGGACCAUGAUGUCAAGACACAGAUCCUGGCGACCAUACGAUCAAUGCUCCUCCGGACAAGUGAAUUGUUCCAUCGCUUCGACAUCCCAGCAAUGGCUGCUCUCAUCCGUGCCCGCCGGCACUAUGAGUCAAGCUCACACUUUGUUGCUUGCUUAGAAGAAGUUGCAGAAUUGCUGUCGUCCCUGAUACCCAUCACGACCAGCAUCAGCGGUGUCCUUCAAGGGAUGGAAUUCGGUGACGAAUCAGGCACAGAAGAGUCAUCCCGCUCCAUCAUCAUGGGGUUCUCUACCAUCAACCAUGUGCUUUCCCAAGGCCCUGUUGAAAUCUCCGACGAGGUCCUCGCGAGUGUUGGCUCAGCUCUCAGCCAGCAUCUCGGGCAUCCCCGACCCGGAGUACGCAAGCAGGCCACAGAGCUUUGCACCCUACUAAACCUCAAGUUUGGUCUUGACCGCGUACAGAAGGUGACCCCUCCUGCCGGCGAGGGUUCUCUGAACCUCCUCACAUAUUUCAUGGCCCGCCGGUCCCAGUGA